AUGACACAGAAUACCUACAGCAUCUUCGAAGAAACAAAGAACGGAAACAGAUGGUCGGACUACCAUCCGUUUGCGCCUGUCUCACCUAAGAUCGUGCUACUGAUAAGGAUUAAUAUGCUUUCCACCGGGAUUGAAGAGAAUGAUAAAGCCACGCGCCAGAUGUAUGAGGCACACAAGAUGAGGUAUCUCAACCCCUCCAAUGCCGGCUCUUACCUAGAGGAUUUGCCAGUUGGCAUCGCUGCCAACAAUUUCGCUACAGUGGUAAACGGGAAAGCGGUGCUGAAGCCAACCGGGAUGGCUCGAUAUAAACACGCCUUCAAAUUCCCGCUCUUCGCUCUCUCGACCGCCCACGUCCAACGUAUUAACACCAUCUCCUUCGAGGAAACCAUAGGAAUAAAGGGCAUCGUCUAUAAAUCUGCAACGGUGUUUAAGAGGGCACCGGAAUACUUUCUGGCUGACAGCACGGAAGGCUUCAACACUGUCCCUCGAAUUCCGCCUGCGCUUGCGAUGCUGGUCCCGGAGGAUGUCCGCUGGCAGCAAGGUUGGGGGACAUACCCCAAACUUCUCGAACAGAUCGUACAGGAUGAGUUCGGGAGUUCCCAGAAAGCCAUGUUUGAAGUCGUAGAUCCGGUUCGGCUUUCUUCCCACUAA
Molecule: messenger RNA, 651 nt
Organism: Letharia columbiana
Lineage: Eukaryota; Fungi; Ascomycota; Lecanoromycetes; Lecanorales; Parmeliaceae
Exons: 1
Coding region: 1-651 (216 amino acids)
Source: RefSeq, a predicted model, not a curated record